UUCGAUUCCGAUCUGGCUGGUUGUCUGACGGACGUGCUGUGUCUCUUUUGUUGUGUUUUUUUUGCGAACGAGCGAAGAGCAACAGGACCUCUGCGCCCGUAUUCAAACUGAUUUUUUUUAUUGUUGCAAUGCAAUAUUCGCGGAACGAAUAACAACAACAUACAUAACUCAAUAUUCAAGUGCAAAGCAAAUACAAAUCAAACACAAAAGAAUAAGCAACGAAAUAAAGAUAUAUAGAAAAGAAAAACAAAACGAAAAAAUUCGCACAUUUUUUCUGUCUUGUCCAGUGGAAAAUACAACAAAUAAACAACAACAACAACGGCUAAAUCAGUUAACAAUCUGUUCAAAACCAAUCAACAAAAUGUCUGCUGAUAUUCUGCAGAAAUCAAGAGAGCAGGAUGACUCGCACUAUUUCGAGCGUGGCGAUAUAUCCAAAUACGUAACGAUGAACGAUCACUUGGGUGAUUUCGAUUGCAUCGACCGCGAGGUGCGGAAGGAAAUAAGGAUGCUGCUCACCCACGGCGCUAACUUGGAGCAGCAGCACCAGCAGCAGCCACAUCGCCACCAUGGCGGCCUCACACGCACCAUUUCACAGCCGGCCCAGCUCAUCCAGCAGCAGCAACACCAACAGCAGCAGCAACAGCAGCAGCCAGCUGUAGCCAGUCUGGUGACCAUCACCGAGAACCUGGGCAACAUGAACCUGCACCGCAAGCUGGAGCGAACCCAGUCGGAGCCACUGCCGCCACAGCAGCCGAUGAACACAUCCAGAUACAAGACCGAGCUGUGCCGUCCGUUCGAGGAGGCCGGGGAAUGCAAGUACGGCGAGAAGUGCCAGUUCGCCCAUGGAAGCCACGAGCUGCGAAACGUGCACCGUCAUCCCAAGUACAAGACGGAGUACUGCCGCACCUUCCACAGCGUGGGCUUCUGUCCCUACGGACCGCGCUGUCACUUUGUUCACAAUGCGGACGAGGCCCGCGCCCAACAGGCGGCCCAGGCAGCCAAGUCCUCCCCCCAGUCGCAGUCGCAGCAGUCGUCGUCGCAGAACUUCUCGCCGAAGAGCAGCCAGAGCAGCAAUCAAAGCAGCAACAGUAGCAGCAGCAGCAGCAGCAGCGGCGGUGGCGGCAACAGCAACAACAACAACGGUAGCCAGUUCUAUCUGCCGCUGAGCCCACCGCUGAGCAUGAGCACAGGAUCGGACCGGGAAUCGCCCACCGGAUCACUGUCCCUCAGCCCCACCAACUCGAUGACCAGCUUCCCGUUCCACGAUGCCCUGCAGCAUGGGUAUUUGGCCUCGAAUGGCGCCAAGAGCAACAGUUCCGCCUCGUCCACAUCAUCGGCCUCUGGAAUGGGUCUGGGCAUGAGCAUUGGCAUGGGCCAGGGCAUGAUCAUCGGUCAGGGCUUGGGAAUGGGACAUCAUGGACCGGCCACACCGCCGGAGAGCCCCAAUGUGCCCAUAUCGCCAGUGCACACACCGCCGCCGUACGAUGUGACGGUCAAUGGAUCUGGAGCGGGCAACAAUACCGUCGGCAGCAAGCAGCUCCUGCAGAAGAGCGUCAGCACACCGAUGCAGCAGGAGGAUACGCCCAGGUUGCCGGUUUUCAACCGUCUUAGCUCCGGUGUGGAGGCCUACCAGCAGCAGUCCAAUUUGGGACUCUAAGCGCGUGGCAGUCUGCGAAACAAAAUUUAAUUGAAACACCAUCCAACAUCCUACUCACGCCCAUCCAAGCAUCCCUCCAUCAACAAACAGCAUCCUUGACAAAAUCUCAGUAACGACCAAACCAUGGAAACUGAAAACAAAACUACUCUCGCAGUCCAAUUUGAAACGCAAAUAUCCCAAGGCAAAUGGAUUUCCGGUGGCGUAUCUUCGAUGCAGAACCAAUGUGUAUCAAGUAUACGCCACCGAAAAAACAGAACACUGCCAAACACAGACACCGCUUAAUCCUUGAUAUCAAUUCUCUCAUUGCUGUGACAGUCAAACGUAAUCGUUAUACAAUAAUCGUUAUGUGAGAAGGACCGAAUUACAGACUACUACGGGACAAUUAGUUAGAUAGAUACGUAAAUGACAAACAAACAAUCCAAGCAAACGAUGAUCUUAAACUAUAACUAAAUACUAAAAACUAACAAAAACGAAAACAAAACAAAAAAAAAACAUAGCAAGCAUGAAAGCUAUAGCUAAACAAAACAUUCUUAUGAACUGGACAAUAUACAAAGGCGGAGAUAACGAAAAGGACUAUUGGGAAUGUUGCUCAAAUCAAAUCAACAAAACCCACGGCCAACGACGAAUGUGAAAAUCGUUCCUGCAUUUAUAGAAACUACUGCACUGCAUUCAUUAGAACAUAUGCACAUGCACACCUGUCGCUUUUGUUCAAUACUUAUACGCCACACAAUUUGGAUAGGUCUCAUGUAAAAAAUUGAUUACCGGCUUGUAUAUAUAUAUAUUUAUAUAUGCAUAUAUGGCCACCACCUGUGUAUAUAUAACUUUUGAUGUGGAUAAAUAGAGAGCGAGAUAGAGAAGAAGAGUAGAGAGUUGGUCCCCGAUGUCUUCCAAUCCAAGCCAAGCCAAUCAAUCAAUCAAUUAAUCGAUCCAUUCAAAUGAGCAUGAUAGACGGACAGAAAGAAAGCUACGAAAAUUCUUUAAUUUAUUAUUUUUGCUAAAAAUUAUGUAAUAGAGAACGUUAUGUACAUACGAGAGUUAAUAUUUUGAUAAAGAUAAUAAAUUAUAAUUACCAAUUACUCUACGAUUACGUUUAAAUGAUGAUCUUGAAUGAUAUGAAUAUUAUUGAUGAUAUACCUCUGCAAAUCGUGCAACUAAUCACAACAACAACAACAACAACCAACGAGCAACCAACAAUUUUUCAUUUUGAGAGGACAUUUUUAAUGGAAUUUUGUCAUUGAUUUGAUAUAUAUUUUUUUGUUUGAAUGACUACGAUUUUUUGUACUCUUUAAAAUCGAUCUAUGAAAUGGAAAUGCUGAUUUUUAAACACCAUAAUUUAUUUUCACAUCUAUUUACAUAAAACAUACCAGAUAUAUUUUAUAUGCAAUUAAUGUUAAUAAUUUAUGAAAACAACACAUGCGACACACUCAGACACACACACACAUAUUUUGACCAUUGAUAAUUUUAUGUUUUUUAUAUGGUAUAUGCGACAGAUCAUUUUGUUUAUUAUAUAUUAUUUUUAUUUAAUUUAUUUUACAACUUUUUCUUGAUUUCUUCUAUUUUUGGGUGCAGUUAUAUAAUUUUAGUGUUAUGAGAGAGCCUUAAUUUAUAUAAAACUUAUAUAAAACCAUAUUAUAAUUAUGCUUACGUCGAUGAUAAUGAAGUAAAUGCAUAUGUAAUAAAAACGGAAAAAGGAAAGGAAAAACCUUAACAAAAAAAGCCUAUUUAAAAUAUUUAUGUAGGAAAAACCAUACGAAUGUCGAUCUCUUUGUAUGCGUCGAUAAAAUUGAAAGAAAAAGCGAUUUAUAAAAGGACAAAUAGCAAUCUGAGUACAGUGUUAGAAAUUUAACUGAGCAAACAAAAUAGAAACUUAAUACAAAUAUUUAAAUUAUUUUGUACACAUUUUUUGCCCUAUUCAAAUUUAUAUGGAUAAAUAUGUAAACUCUGUAAUCCGUAUACAGCGACCUUUUUUUUUGCAAAUAAUUUAUAUCGAAACAAUUGCUGAAUUGCAAUUUAAAUCAAAUUAAAUCAAAUAUUUAAUUACUCCUAUUUAUUAUUAUCUCCUUCACUAGGCUUAUUAUAGUUACAUAACGACCAGCAGCAGCAAAAAUUUUUAGCAUGACUUAAAACUAAAAAAAAAAGAAAAAAAAACGGCCGGUGAAAGAGCAAAUUCCAUGCGUGUUUAUCAAUUUGUGUGCACGCACGAGGGGGGUAAAUAAUUCUCAAAGUGCCUUAUCGUUAAUAUUAUGUAUAAAUUAAAUACACACAAACACAAAUUAUGUAUAGUCUUGUGGAAAUGGAAAAGGAAACGCAGAGACGGAGUGCAAAAGGCAUAUUAAUUAUUUAUUAUUAUAUUAAAGUCUAUUUUAUUAUA
This is a messenger RNA of Drosophila sechellia, 4028 nucleotides long. It is a transcript of the gene Tis11, whose product is annotated as Tis11 zinc finger protein. Bases 362 to 1657 code for a protein of 431 amino acids. Gene Ontology annotation, molecular function: mRNA binding; metal ion binding. The record is from RefSeq and is a predicted model, not a curated record. Lineage: Eukaryota; Metazoa; Arthropoda; Insecta; Diptera; Drosophilidae. The transcript has 4 exons.